GGGGCAGCUCUACCAAAGAAAAAGAAGGAGAUUACUCCUUGCUGCUGCUGAUGAUGACGAUGCUUCCACUUCUCCUCAACACAUUCAUCAAAUUCCCAGUCCAAUCAGUAAUGUACCCACAGAACCCACUGUACAACCAACUCCACCACCACCUGAAGCAUCGCAACAAACUUCCUUACAACCUGCUUCACAGUCUUCGCCACAGCAAUCCACACAGUCUGCAUCACAACAUCCUUCCACUUCUCCUCAACACAUUGUCCCUUCUGUCUCUAGCCCUCAACCAUCACCAUCCAACCCCUCCAAUUCCCAAACGUCAAACAAAGAAUCACAGAGGAUUGAAUUUGACAUUUCAAUCAACAACCAAUCCUCUCCAACAGAUGACAACACAAAAUCCCCUCAACCAGAAGUUCACCACAACCAAGGUAAAUAGAAAUACAAAUGUUACUGUUCGUUUGGGAAAAAAAAACUUCUCUUUAAGUAACUGGUAUUGUUCUCCAAUUUACAGGGAUGGACAUAAUACAGGACUCAUCUCCACGACCAAUGGGCAAGACAGAACUUGAAGGUCCUCAUGACUUUCCCCUGCUAGCAGAACCAGAGAAACACCCUCAAGGCGCUGAUGCUGCCAUCUCAUCAGUACCAGAAACAACUCGUCCUCAUGCGACAACCACAGCUGAACAAGGCCAACCGUCUGCGUGCACGUUAUCAGGACAGGCCGUCGGUCCAUGCCAGGAUAUUUGGGCCGAAGUUUCUAUUCUUCAACAAGAUCUAGACGAAAUAUCCCCAUUGCCUCAAAGGCUACAUCUGUUUGAUGCUGAAACUCAACAAACCUUAACCACCUUCAUCAACCUCAUUAACACCCCAGUUGAAGAAAUCAUUCUCCACAAACCUGAUGAAACCUUGGCCUGUCUUUCUGCUGUUGUAAACCUCUCCCCUAAUCCUUUCAACCCCAUUCAACUAAAGCAAUUGGCCAAGAUCAUCACAGAAUGGCCAACCCUUUCAGAGAUGGUUCAGACUUGCUCAAAGGAUAUUCAAACCAAAAAAGAUUUCCUAAACCAAGCCCACACCAUAUAUACUUCACUCAAACUCAACCACCAAACCUUUGCAGCCAUUCUUAAGCAACACUCAGCACUUGAACUUGAGAAAACCAAAUUCAUGGCAGAACUUGCCUCUGUCUGGCAAAGAAAGGCUCAUCUGCAGCAGCAACACGACCAGCUUAAUCAAGAAGCAAGGAUGAUGCUCUCCCAAAUUAGACAUCGUUCUGCAUCCAUUCAGACAACUAAAGCUGAGUUGGACCAAGCCCAAGCCAUGCUGGCAGAUGCUCAAUCAGAGUGGGGUGUGUUCUAG
Molecule: messenger RNA, 1344 nt
Organism: Camellia sinensis
Lineage: Eukaryota; Viridiplantae; Streptophyta; Magnoliopsida; Ericales; Theaceae
Source: RefSeq, a predicted model, not a curated record